CGCCGCAGCUAGAUCGUGAAAAAUGAAAUAAACGCCGCGGCGUCUAUUCGAGUAAAUACGGUAUACUAAAAUCAGAUGUACUAUGCUGACUAAAAUCAAAUAAUAUAUUCUAUAAUCAGUUACAAUUUCAUUUUUGUAUUUUUGUAUCAUCUAAUUCUCAGCUAAUCGUCUUUCUAUUUAAGGUAAUGUUUAUCAGUUAGAAUCGAGCAUUAAAGACCUCAGCAAAUCAAAACAACACCUAGAGAAGAGCAUACAAUGCUACGAGAAAUUGUUUGAUGAUUUAAAAGACAAUGACCAACUCAAGGUUUCAAUUGUCGAUACAUUCAUCAAAACCUACAAAAUCCUCAGCCAAGUCUACAUCAAAACAAGACAAAGUGAAAAAGCUCUCUUAGUAUGUGAACAUGGGCGAGCACGUGCUUUGAGAGAUCUCUUGUCCCUUAAAUACAACACAACUGAGAAAGCAGAAACAAAAGCACUAGAACUUGCAGAUGUCAAGACAAUUUCCUCUCAUCGUGAAGGCUGCAUUCUUUUUUACAAUCUUCAUUUGAACAAAGUUACUUAUCAUAGCUGGGUCAUAUCAUACCGAAAUCCAUCUUCCUUCUUUUACGAUGAAAUAGAAAACCGCGAAGCUUUGGCAACAAUUUUGUCGAGCCUAUCUGAUGAUGAAAGAAAAACUACCGAAGCGGGAUAUUUUCAAUAUCUCGUUGACAACUGUUUCCAGCAGUUGAAUGUUAGAGAAGGAAAAGGAAUGAAAUGCGAAGACAGAUCAAUGAASUCACUAGMGCAUGAARACCUGGAGYGUGCACCCUCGACAAACUCCUCGCAGCUUAGUGAAAAUGCUCUCAAAGCUUUUCAAAAGGUUGACAGAUGCAUUCCCGACGAAGAAGACGAURAMAUGGAGCCUCUUGAUAUGCUUUUCUAUAGACUAGUUUCCCCAGUACUGGACCAGCUGACCCACGACGAGGUGAUUAUCAUCCCUGACGGUUAUCUUUUCAUGGUGCCAUUCGCUGCUCUUCAAGAUCCAACAACCGGCAAGUUUUUAUCGGAAAUCAAACGUAUUCGACUGGUUCCUUCUCUGACGACGCUGAAAAUUCUACAAGAAUCCUCGCAUGACAUGUAUUGCAGGUCAGGUGCUCUGAUCAUUGGAAACCCCAUAACUGGAUAUGUCAGUCGUAAUGGUCGUACAGUGACAUUCUCCCCGUUACCCGGUGCCGAAGAUGAAGCCAUACAGAUUAGUAAUAUUCUUGGUGUUCAGCCAUUGAUAGGUAGCCAAGCAACAAAAGAAACAGUCCUAAGAAGACUUCAACAAGGUGUGUCAAUUAUCCAUUUUGCUGCACAUGGUAGUAAGGAAAAUGGACAGAUUGCUCUUGCUCCUUCUAAACCUACGACCUACUCGAGUCCAGCAGAGGAGAAGGACUGCAUUUUGACCAUGAAAGAAGUACAAGAGAGUGGAAUUCGUGCUCAACUGGUUGUCCUCAGCUGUUGCUACAGUGGUCGAGGAGACGUAAGGUCUGAAGGAGUUGUUGGAAUGACUCGAGCCUUUCUUGCUGCAGGAGCUCGUGCCGUUGUAGCGUCAUUGUGGGCCAUUGAUGACACAGCAACAAAUUUUUUCAUGCUGAAAUUCUAUUCCCAUCUUAAGAAUGGAGACAGUGCAAGUAAGAGUCUGCAGCAGGCAAUGAAGGACAUGAGAGAGAUAUACGAGGAACCAAUGUACUGGGCUGGAUUCUUUCUGAUUGGAGACGAUGUCACCAUCACAGUGUGAUUGAACAUUAAUUAGAUAAUUGGAAAAUUUGAGUAACUUCAAAUUCAUCUAUUGAUUGACACAUGUUUUUCUUUAUAAAGCUUUAUAUAGUUGCAAGAAUAGUUGCAAGAACAUAGAUUUAAACAGUGAUAUUUUAUUGAAUAUCACAUUAGAGACAGUUUAGAGAGCGGGAGGAAGACACGAGGGGUCGGGGAUAUCGGGUGUAACUCAAAG
Messenger RNA from Exaiptasia diaphana, 1975 nucleotides. Its product is annotated as tetratricopeptide repeat protein 28. The transcript has 3 exons. The record is from RefSeq and is a predicted model, not a curated record. The coding region runs from base 749 to 1762 and encodes 337 amino acids. NCBI's taxonomy places the organism in Eukaryota, Metazoa, Cnidaria, Anthozoa, Actiniaria, Aiptasiidae.